Vitis vinifera (wine grape) is the source of this 1075-nucleotide messenger RNA. Its product is annotated as cyclin-dependent protein kinase inhibitor SMR3. The record is from RefSeq and is a predicted model, not a curated record. The coding region runs from base 504 to 995 and encodes 163 amino acids. The transcript has a single exon. Lineage: Eukaryota; Viridiplantae; Streptophyta; Magnoliopsida; Vitales; Vitaceae. Gene Ontology annotation, biological process: regulation of DNA endoreduplication.
UCGUAGAAAUCAGAAAAAGCCAACGCCAAAGGCCCAAACCAGAUUUUUUUAGUAUGAAUGGCUGACUGAUAAGAGAUAAUAACUCAGAGAGAGAGAGAGAGGGAGGGAGAGAGACGUGUGUUUGGUUUAUUUGCAUUGGAUCCUUCGCCGAAGUGGGCUUUGAGAGCUUCCACCUUCUCUCUCAUAAAAAACCAUGGAAAAAGCUAAAAUCCAAGGAUUAAGCGCAGAAAAAAUCACUGGGGAAAAAAGGGGCAAAAAGAUGGUGGUUUUGAUGAUUGUUUUUUUGGGGUGUACCCAUUAAUUUCUAUAUCAACCGUCUUUUUCUCGCAUAUGUUUCUCAGCCUCUUUGCUCUCCAGCUUUGGAGACUAGGUUCUUUAAUUGUUCUUGUUGGUUUCUUAUGUCUCAUGAGCUUACCAUCUUUGCUUAUUAUACUACUCCAAACUGAUCUCUAGCUUCUUUCUCUUGAUGCGCUACUAGCUCGGAAUUCGAAUCAGUUUCCUUCAUGGGUGUGUCCAAUUCUGGGGUGUUCCUCACUGAGAAAGAUCUGACUUCCAUCGGAUUCAAUUUUCUAGCAAAACCCACGUUGGAAUUUCAAGAUGAUGAUCAUGAGUGUGGGAACUGUGAAACUGCACGUUCAGGAGAAGGCAAGUUUGAUAAGAAACAAGAAGAAAAAGAAAGAGAAGAACAAGAAGAAGAGAAAUGCAAGGUGAAGGUAACUCCUAUGGACCUGAAAAUGUCAUCUCUAGCAGAAUUCAAGGUGGAAGAAGAUGAUGAUAACGAUGGGUUCAAGACUCCAACAUCUGUGGAUCACAAAAUCCCAUUGAUCCUCCCAUGCCCACCUGCACCAAAAAAACCAAAAUCCCUUCCAUCCACUAAACGGAGAGCGGCGGGGCCUAAUCGACGAGUCCUACUCGAUCUCUCAAACGAGAUUCAAUCACUGUUUCCUCCUGAUUUCGGUGGCAAAUCUAAGAGACUCAGGCAAGGUGGAAAAUGAUGUUGCUCUACAUCUUUUUCAUGCCAAGAAAGCAAAAUUAUGUUACUGAUAAGUAUCUAUGAAAAUUUUGUUUUCGUCCA